Neltuma alba is the source of this 1493-nucleotide messenger RNA. Its product is annotated as zinc finger BED domain-containing protein RICESLEEPER 1-like. NCBI's taxonomy places the organism in Eukaryota, Viridiplantae, Streptophyta, Magnoliopsida, Fabales, Fabaceae. The transcript is spliced from 2 exons. Gene Ontology annotation, molecular function: protein dimerization activity. The record is from RefSeq and is a predicted model, not a curated record. The coding region runs from base 849 to 1349 and encodes 166 amino acids.
UGAAAGUUGCUGCUCCUAGACAAGGGAUUGAUGUGGCAGAUGCUAUUUUCAAGUGUUUGAAGGCUUGGGGUAUUGAAAACAAAGUGUUUUCUGUGUCAAUUGACAAUGCUUCUUACAAUGAUUCUUGUUUAAGAGCUCUUAAAGACACUUUAUCACUUAGUAGUUCAUUACCUCUAGGUGGUGAUUUGUUUCAUGUUAGAUGUUGUGCACACAUAUUGAACUUAAUGGUGCAAGAUGGCCUUGGAAGAAUUAGGGACAUUAUACAUAAUGUUCGAGAGAGUGUGAAAUAUAUCAAUUAUAAUGAUUCAAGGCUGAAAGCAUUUUGUGAUAUUGUUGAGCAGAAACGUUUGAAGGAAAGAAAGCUUAUUCUUGAUUGUCCGACAAGGUAGAAUUCAACAUAUAGGAUGCUAUCUAUUGCUUUGAAGUUUAAGGUUAUCUUUCCUGAUUAUAAGGAAAGAGAGCCACAUUACAACUAUGCACCAUUAGAAGAGGAUUGGAAUAAGGUUGAGAAGAUUUGUAAACUUUUAGAAGUAUUCAAUCUAGCCACCCAUGUCAUCUCAGGUAGUGAGUAUCCUACUGCAAAUUUGUACCUUUCUGAAGUUUGGAGAGUGAAACAAGUAAUUGACAAUGCCACAGAAGAUGGUGAUUUCUUCAUAAGAAAAAUGGCAGCUUCAAUAAAAGAAAAGUUUGACAAAUAUUGGGGAGAAUGUAAUAUGUUCAUGGCCAUUGCGAGUGUUUUGGAUCCCAGGUGCAAAUUAUAUGUUGUUAAUUAUUGCUUUCCUUUGAUUUAGAAGCCUAAUCAUGUGGCUUCUAAGAAUAUAGAUAAAGUGGUGAGUGCUUUGAAAUCAAUGUAUGAUGAGUAUGUAAGCAUGUAUAAAGGAGACACAAUGGGUAAUAAUGAAGUUGAUAAUGCUGGUAACAACUCUUCUGCCAAUGCACCUGGUUCUUCUAUAGUUACUGGAUUUGAUCAAAUCAUGAGCAUUGUUCGUGAAAAGCAAGCAGUCCUCCCAAUGAAAUCAGAAUUGGAAGCUUAUCUUGAGGAUGGUGUUUACAUUCUUGAUGGUAAUUCUAACUUUUUCGGUGCCUUGGAAUGGUGGAAAAAUAAUAGUAUGAAGUAUAAGAUUUUAUCUAAGAUGGCUGCUGACAUAUUAGCUAUUCCAAUCUCAACCGUGGCAUUAGAGUCUACAUUUAGUGCUGGAGGUAGAGUUAUCGAUGAAUAUCGUUCCAAAUUGAAUGAAGAAUCAAUUGAAGUACUUAUUUGUGGUGAGGAUUGGCUUCGCAAUAAGUAUGGCUUGAGGAAAAAACCAAAGGUGCUCGAACAAGAUGAAGAAAUUAUGCUAAAAAUUUGAUGAUUUGCGACUGGUGGCUAUUCUUCUUAAACUUGUUUUGUUGUAAUGUUGUUGUAUUUGGUAUGUUCUUGUUGAAUGUUGAUUAAUAACAGUAUCUCAACUUGUAUUUUAAGUACUUGUGGAUUGUGAUUUUAUUUGAGUUUA